Molecule: messenger RNA, 2144 nt
Organism: Poeciliopsis prolifica (blackstripe livebearer)
Lineage: Eukaryota; Metazoa; Chordata; Actinopteri; Cyprinodontiformes; Poeciliidae
Gene: sdha
Product: succinate dehydrogenase complex, subunit A, flavoprotein (Fp)
Exons: 15
Coding region: 13-2004 (663 amino acids)
Biological process (GO): mitochondrial electron transport, succinate to ubiquinone; tricarboxylic acid cycle
Molecular function (GO): electron transfer activity; flavin adenine dinucleotide binding; succinate dehydrogenase (quinone) activity
Source: RefSeq, a predicted model, not a curated record
UCAACCGACAACAUGGCGACAGUACGCGCUGCGUCCCGUCUCCUCUCCAAGAGGGUGCUCUCUAACACGAAAGCGGUCCCUGCUGCUGCAGUUCAGGGUUCCAGGAACUUUCACUUCUCCAUCUACGGCAAGAAGAAAAGCGUCAAAGUAGCAGAUGAUAUCUCCACUCAGUAUCCUGUCGUGGAUCACGAGUUUGAUGCCGUGGUGGUGGGAGCCGGAGGAGCCGGCCUUCGGGCCGCUUUUGGCCUGUCAGAGGCCGGCUUCAACACCGCCUGCGUCACCAAGCUCUUCCCCACCAGGUCUCACACCGUCGCUGCACAGGGUGGGAUCAACGCGGCUCUUGGAAACAUGGAGGAGGAUGACUGGCGCUGGCACUUCUACGACACGGUGAAGGGAUCCGAUUGGCUGGGAGACCAGGACGCCAUCCAUUACAUGACAGAGCAGGCUCCUGCAGCCGUAGUGGAGCUGGAAAACUUUGGCAUGCCGUUCAGCCGCACCGAAGACGGGAAGAUCUACCAGAGAGCCUUCGGGGGUCAGAGUCUCAAGUACGGGAAGGGGGGCCAGGCCCACCGCUGCUGCUGUGUGGCGGACCGGACGGGACACUCCUUGCUGCAUACGCUUUAUGGAAGGUCACUCCGCUAUGACACCAGUUACUUUGUGGAGUACUUUGCCCUGGAUCUGCUGAUGGAAAACGGAGAGUGCAAAGGAGUUAUUGCUCUCUGCAUGGAGGACGGCUCCAUCCACCGCUUCAGAGCCCAGAACACCGUCAUCGCCACCGGUGGUUACGGAAGGACGUAUUUCAGCUGCACGUCUGCCCACACGAGCACAGGAGACGGAAACGCCAUGGUGACCAGAGCCGGCCUGCCGUGCCAGGAUUUGGAGUUUGUGCAGUUCCAUCCCACUGGGAUCUACGGGGCUGGCUGCCUGAUCACAGAAGGUUGCCGUGGCGAGGGAGGGAUCCUGAUCAACAGCGAGGGCGAGCGCUUCAUGGAGCGUUACGCCCCCAACGCCAAAGACCUGGCUUCCAGAGAUGUGGUGUCGCGCUCCAUGACCAUAGAGAUCAGAGAGGGCAGAGGUGUGGGUCCGGACAAGGACCACGUGUACCUGCAGCUCCACCACCUGCCUCCGCAGCAGCUGGCCACCAGGCUGCCCGGGAUCUCCGAGACGGCUAUGAUCUUCGCUGGAGUCGACGUGACUAAAGAGCCCAUCCCCGUCCUGCCUACGGUUCACUACAACAUGGGAGGAAUUCCCACCAACUACAAGGGACAGGUGAUCGAUCACACCAACGGCGAGGACAAGGUGGUUCCUGGGCUGUACGCCUGCGGUGAGGCGGCUUGUGCCAGCGUGCACGGCGCUAACAGGCUGGGCGCUAACUCCCUGCUGGACCUGGUGGUGUUCGGGAGAGCCUGCGCGCUAACGAUCGCAGAGGAGCAUAAACCGGGAGAGAAGCUAUCCCCGCUGAAGCCCAGCGCGGGAGAGGAGUCUGUGGCCAACCUGGACAAGCUGAGAUUUGCUAAUGGAAGUCUGAGAACAUCAGAGAUCAGGCUGAACAUGCAGAAGACCAUGCAGAACCACGCCGCCGUCUUCCGUACCGGCUCUGUUCUGAAGGAGGGAUGCGAUAAGAUGGCCGACGUCUACCAGAGCAUGGAGAAGAUCAAAACGUUUGACAGAGGCAUCGUGUGGAACACAGAUUUGGUGGAGUCACUCGAGCUGCAAAACCUGAUGCUGAACGCCGUCCAAACCAUCAACGCUGCUGAGCAAAGAAAGGAGAGCAGGGGCGCCCACGCCAGAGAGGACUUCAAAGAUCGUAUUGACGAGUACGACUACUCCAAGCCCCUGGAGGGUCAGCAGAAGAAGCCCUUCGAGCAGCACUGGAGGAAGCACACCAUGUCAUACGUGGACCCCAAGACCGGAAAGGUGACGCUGAGGUACCGCCGUGUCAUCGACAGCUCUCUGAACGAACAGGACUGCGCCCACGUUCCUCCUGCCAUCCGCUCGUACUAAGAAGAUCUCCCCCCCACCCCCACACAGAAGGAUCAUAAACUGCUAUUUAAAAACACAAUAUAUUUCAACAGAGAAGAUGGUUCAUGUUGCAUAUCUGUAACCAUUUAGCGAUGCUGAUCAUAAAAACUGCCAUUUUCAGA